Messenger RNA from Paramacrobiotus metropolitanus, 1266 nucleotides. RefSeq lists its product as uncharacterized. The transcript has 3 exons. Bases 321 to 1022 code for a protein of 233 amino acids. The record is from RefSeq and is a predicted model, not a curated record. NCBI's taxonomy places the organism in Eukaryota, Metazoa, Tardigrada, Eutardigrada, Parachela, Macrobiotidae.
CUUUGUCAAACGAGGUGGGAGAUGUUUGAUUGCAGAAGCCAAUGCAUACCUCGGGUUUUCAGCAGGAAACACACCAAAAACCGCUGUCUUGCCGCGCGUUUGAUGGGGAACCCGCUGCAUUCCUUGCGGCAAGUGUGGUAAACGGGCGACCAUCAGUUUUUUUUUUUAACUUUGGGAAUAGUUGAACACUGUUCUGUGUCGUACCGACCUUUUGGCAAUAUAUUUGCACCUACCAAGUUUGUAUGAUUUAUGAUCCAUUGCAUUGAUUGCUUUUAACCGCUUAAUUAGUUAAAAUCGACCACACAUUUCCAGCGGAAAGGAUGGCGAAUGAACGAGUGGAAAUUUACAUUUCUGUGGUGAAAGGCCGGCAAAUAUUAAUGGCCUGUUCUGUACUGUUGAUUGUACUGGGCUUAAUUGUACUGGGACAUGAAAUUGCGGUGUGUGUACUGACGCAGAAGAACCUGAGUCCACCGAGCGCCGCACAAAUCAUCGGCACCAUCGGUGCCGGACUUUCGAUUAUCGCCGGCAUCGUCACCUUUUUACCGGCGCGACUGGGCAGUCCCCUGGUGACCCUGAGGCGCAACUUCAUCCUGGCCACUGCGGCUAAUCUAGUGGCUGCCGUGCUGCUGAUCGUGUCCUGGGUGCUCUUUGGACCGUUCGUGUGGAACAUUUGGACGGAGGCCAAUCAGUUCACGAAUGCGCCGCGGAUGCGCGGCCAGCGUUACCUUAACAUGGGUGUGGAGCAAAACUGGCAAGAGUACCCCACCUACAAUCCGCUGUCGUUCAGAUUCGAACAAGACUUUUUCUACAACAUCCGCCUCAUCGCCAUACUCAAGCUUGUCGCUCUGCUUGCCGAAUUACUGUUGGCCGCUGCCGCUGUACUUGCCAUGUUGCUGAGCCUGGUCAACGUCUUCAGUCUACGUUCAUCGCACAUACCACUCGCGGGCCAAGAAGUAGUUCAUGUCCAGAGUCGAGGCGGAAAAAACGAAGUCUAUUACGAAAAUACUCGCCGGCUAAAAUAGAUGGGCUAAAUUUCCAGUUUAUAAUUCCUUCUCCCUAUAACUGUUAUUGUGUGUUUUAGCGACUGUCUGUGUUAAUUGUGAUUUAUAUACUUACCUGCAUUUUGUUGUGAGUUUUGUUAUUGUCAUUUAUUCCUUCUGUUUAUAUUUACAUGGGCUCAUGUUAUCGAUUACCAAUUAUAGUUGACAUUUUUUGUUAGCUGAGUGAUAAUUAAGAAUGCGAUAAAGCAAAGAUUAGGUUCUGGUA